UAAAGCCGAAGAAAUCGGUCGAGAAUUGGCGGCGACGCAGAACGCCAACCAAGCGUUGGGCGACGCCGAGAACGUACACCCUGUCGGAGCGGCGCAAGAUGGCGGUUCGGCGGCGCGGCGUUCAGGAUCAGCCCUCCCCGAUGCUACUGCGGUAGCGGUCGAAAAAGCGCCGAAAGAAGAUAUGGAACGACUAAUAUCGAGCCUGUCGGAGGGUCCAGCUCAAGUGUCUACAUCCCUAAGGAUUCAGCUUUUCAGUACUGUGCGAACGAUGCCACUCGGGUACACGUUCCAAGCUGGAGCGAGUGGCCACUUGGUCACAACAGAUGCCAAGGUUAAGGAGGCAAAUUCCAGAUUGGCCAACAAAGGAGUCUCGGUAAGCCGAAUCGACAGUCGCAACGCGACGCUCCAAAUAGUGGACGAGAAUGUAGCUUCGGCUGCUAUGGCCAAAGAGGAGACCAUUGGCCAUAAAGAAAAGCCUGUGGAGACUGAUCUGCAGUCCAAAAGGAUACGAGUGUCCUUCGAACACAAGACCACCGAGGGCACCGAUGGGCAGACGACUGAUGAGACACUUGUCACCGUUACGAGGGUCGGAAUUAGCGGCGACCUAGCUCGCAAGAUCGUGAAUUUUUUUAUUAAAGGCCUGUAAAUAAACUCCUCCGACCUAAAGUGUCGUUACCAGA
This is a messenger RNA of Dermacentor andersoni, 680 nucleotides long. RefSeq lists its product as uncharacterized. Lineage: Eukaryota; Metazoa; Arthropoda; Arachnida; Ixodida; Ixodidae. The record is from RefSeq and is a predicted model, not a curated record.